This is a messenger RNA of Aaosphaeria arxii CBS 175.79, 2018 nucleotides long. Its product is annotated as N-terminal nucleophile aminohydrolase. Gene Ontology annotation, molecular function: hydrolase activity. The transcript is spliced from 4 exons. Lineage: Eukaryota; Fungi; Ascomycota; Dothideomycetes; Pleosporales. The coding region runs from base 204 to 2018 and encodes 604 amino acids. The record is from RefSeq and is a predicted model, not a curated record.
CAUCCGGUUUGCUACCACGUCUUAUAUGAGGGGGUGGUUGCAUGGCAUUAGUACAUUGGUUCACCCAUGUACACCUUAUCGAGAAUGGUAUUUUUGAAUUGUCUAUAAAUUAGAAGAAAAUGCUGCAUUAUUGAAGUAUUCCUUUUCAUCGCAAUAUCAUACCAGUGGAGUUUUGUGUCCACACUGCUGUUUGGAAUUCUGUAAUGUCGAGCUCCCAAAGUUGGUCUGUGGUCCUCCACGGAGGCUGCAGCAACAACUGCCCCGACGUCGAGACGCAGCACAAAAUCCAGCGAAAUCUUGAAGCAGUUCUGGAAACUGCUGUUUCUGGGCUAAAAGCGGGUGUUACGGCCAGAGAGGUGGUUGUCCAUGCAGUGACAGCCUUGGAAGACUGUCCGCUAUUCAACGCCGGAAAAGGUGCUGCACUGACCAUCGAAGGCGAUCACGAGCUCGAGGCGGGACUUGUCGACGGUCGCUCAGGCUUGUAUGGUGCGGUAUCUUGCCUGAUGACGACAAAGAACCCUAUCCUCGCUGCAAAUGCUAUCCUCCAGCAUGGAGUGCACUGCAUGAUGGUAGGUAAUGCUGCCGAUAGCAUGGCUCAAAAGGUUGGUCUGGAAUCGGUCCCGAACACAUAUUUUGAAACCGCAAUUCGUCGAGCGUACUGGGCAUCAACUAUUCGAAAUCGUCAACGUUCUAUCGAGUUCGAGUCUGGCACAGUUGGUGCCGUUGCCCUAGAUAUCCACGGUCAUAUCGCAGCUGGGGGUUCUAGCGGGGGCAUAUCAGGAAAGAAUAAAGGAAGAAUUGGAGAUACUGCAGUGUUUGGCGCCGGCCUUUUUGCUGACUCGAAACUGGGCGUUACUUGCAGCGGUGCGGGCGACGAGAUAUUCCGGCAACUACUCGCGCGACAAAAGUUGCAACCCAGUAUUCCUGUGGCUUCGACCUUGAGAACGCCACUCGCUUCGCCGUUUCGCACACUGGACGGCCAAGGAAAGCUCUCCAUACAAUCGACAGCUCGACUCUUCUCGACAGCUUCAGCAUCAUCCAAUCACCAGGCAACUGUGGAUAUGAGCUGUACCACAUUUCCAGUGUUACCCCAGCAUGUUUUCUUCCGCAACUGGCGACUUGUCGCCGGUUUGUCGCGCUAUCCUACUACUCGCGGGGAAUCUUUUGUAAUUCUCAAACAACCGGGCGUGCACCUAUUUUCACUUGAACGCAAGGAAUUUCUGGAGAUAAUGUCCAGCGUAAAGAAUCUUGCGAAUGCACUCCGCGACCAUUACAAUGUCGGAAGUUGUGCACUUGUUAUCGAAGGUAAUGGCUCGAUCUCGAUCCUUCCACUGCAUGGUUUGGAGAAAACAUGGAAGCCUGUUACUAGUCACGAAAAGGAAUUCCAUGAAACAUUUCCGGGCUAUAUUUCCUCCAAGGACGGACCAACCAUGGAUGUUGGGAGACUGGCUCAAAUCACUGCUACAAUUCGGCGAGAGACCGAACUCAAGGAGCCUGUGAAUUGCCACUUCGAAGGUGAUGAUGGAGACAGUAAUCUUUUCGCUAGGCUUGUCCGCGGGGAGAUCCCUCAGUCACGCGUUUGGGAGGAUGAAGGACAUGUCGCGUUUCUCACGCCCUUUGCGAACACUCCCGGUUUCACGGUGCUUGUUCCUCGCGAACAUCUCACAAGCGACAUAUUCGGCCUGGAAGAUACUCAUUACAAAAGCCUUAUGGAUGCUACUUAUACUCUCGCUGGCUAUCUGAAGAAGGCAUUUGGAGCACCGCGCUGUGGGAUGAUUUUCGAGGGCUUUGAGAUUAAUUAUGCGCAUGUCAAGCUCAUUCCCAUCCACAGUCGUGAUGUUGGUGGUCAGAUACCAACAUCUAGCCCAACGACCGAGGUGGCGCCAUACGAAGAGCGGUAUUCGGGAUAUGUCACCUCUCUGAAAGGUCCUCUUUUCCAGGAUCAAGAAUCUCUAGCACUCGAUGCGUCAUCUCUUCGAAAAGCUACGUGCGAACACAACCAGCCGAGUCUGUCUUGA